UGAGCAGUGAGCAUGUCUGCACUCAUCGCUUGUCAACAGAAGAAAAAUACAGAAUUGUUAAUUCUUUGAUGUACUACAAUUUUAUGGACGCACGUAUUUAAUAUCAAUUAGUAAAGAACAAGACGAUUAGCACUGACAGAAAAUGUCCCGAAGACAGAGUAGUCGACCGUCGUCUGCUGCUAGUUACAGCAGUCGGUCAUCAACACUCGAUGGAGAAUUAAGACUGGAAUGUAAAGCCGCUUUUCUUUGUUUAUUUGACGAUUUAUCUGAAGAGAUUACUUCGAAAGAAGAUCUAAUUUCAGCCUUACAGCAGACGGGUAGAAAUCCUACUAACAGAUCAUUGACUAAAUAUUGGACAAGAGAUACCAGAUCGCUGACGUUUGAUGAUUUUGUUCAUAUUUGUAAAAAAGAACCUGUAACGACAGCAGAUGAUUUAAUGAAAGCUUUUCGUAAAGUUGAUUUAAAUGGAGACGGUUAUAUUUCAUUAGAUGAACUUUAUAAAUUAAUGACAACGCGUGGAGAAAGAAUGUCGAAAAGUGAUGUACAGGAUAUUAUUGAGGAGGUUGAUGAAAAUAGAGAUGGUCGUUUAGAUUAUAGAGAGUUUUGCAACAUGAUGAUAUCUACAGCAGAAGAUUGUAAAAAACUAUCUCUCAAAGUCAUGGAGAAAAAGGAAAGACGAAAACAACGACGCGGAAACGCUGAUGAUAAUAGAUCAGUCACUUCUAGACGAGAAUCCCAGUUAAAAUCUGUAUCACAGGUUUCAUUACGAUCAAAUAAAUCUGAUAAAGAUGAAGAAGAAAUAAUUGAUGAUGAGACAAUAGAAUCGGUACCACCAAGUAGUCGUAGAGCUUCUCAACAAUCCCUUAGAUCGGUUCGCUCUAAUAUACCGAGUCUGUCUGGGUCUCGUCAAUCUCUUCUCAGUAUUGAUCAAGGUCCACAUGAUUAUCCAAAACCUUCGCCUCGAGGAAAGAGAGAUUUAAAACCUGCAGUUUCUUCUAGAUCAAGUAAAUUAUCCGAACCAAGGAAUCUGCGGGAAUGGACACAUAUCCGUAGUAACGGUUGUUUUUUCUUGGAUCAAGAGGAAGGAAUUGUCAGUCAUAAAUAUCAACUGUAUCUGCCUACAGCUUCUAACGUCUGGAUAACCAUACAUCCCAUCAAGAUCAUUGAGUCAGCGCCAGUUCCUGAGUUCCCUAUUGAUACAGCUCUCUUUAUUUUAAAAAAUAAAAAACUCGUGACAUUUACUGAACAAAGAGAUUCCAAGGGAAAAUAUGGUGUGCGUGGUGAUUUGGAGGCUGGUAAAUAUACGAUAAUACCAUUUAGUACUGGAUGUCGUCUCAAAGUCAGUAACCAUAGAAACAAACAAGAAGCUAAAUUAGUUAAAACAGACAGAGAUGAUAAAGUCGUUAUAACAAAAGUUUUCAGGAAAGCUAUCGAAGAGUUGUUCCAGUUGAGUGAUUUAGAUGGUAAUGGUUUAUUAAGUCGACAAGAGUUUAAUAUGUUUAAUUUACGCAGCAGUGGAGAAGAAGUAGCAGAUGAUGAAUGGAAUGUUGUUGAAGAAAAUGUUGAGUUAGAAGAUGGAGAAAUAACUAAGAAAGGAUUUAUACGUCUAAAUGAAAUGGAAGCAGAAGAUAAUGGCGGAGAUGCGGAAGAUUUGUGGGUGACGUUAACAAGUCAUGGAUUUAAUAAAAAUCUAGAAUUGGAUCAGGCUUGUCCGUAUAAAAUAGAUGUUUAUACUGAAGAAUGUGAUGAUGUUGAGUUUAAAGUAACUGGUAUAGAACCUUUAUCGGAUAGUCUCAAUGAUUAUGUCUGUGAAUCUGUCAUGGCUAAGGGUGAGAGUAGUAACAGUAGAGAUAAAAGAGAUAUACUCCUACAUACAUAUAUUGGUGAAACCAGAGCUACAGUAGUUGCUGAGAAUAAGUCGCGAAGUCCAGUAAAAGUUAAUGUUGAUUGUAGUGGUAGUAGAAACUGUAGUAGUAAUAUCGAUACUCUAGAACCUACUGUAACAGUACCAGCAAACUCUACAGCUAUUGCCCUCCACUUAAUGCCAGAAGAUGAAAGAUCGGAUUGGUGUGUGAAAUGUGAAUAAUCCUACACAAUCAAGUGCAGCUAGCAAACAAAAUUUGAAAUCAAUACAGUUCAACAUUCCAUUAAUUCGUAAAAGAUAGGGCAUAUAUAAUUAAAUAUCUAGGCAUGUGUUCUUUAAAAAAUUUAUUUCAUUUAAUCUGAUAUAUUCUCGAAUUCUUCGGGUUCAAAUUUAAAUGUAAUAUAAAUUGAAAUUUGUUGGUGUUAUAUUUAAAUCUAGGUAAUAAAUUCUGGAAAUCGUUGCGAUUAAAUUUAAAUGUAGUACAUUCUGGAAUUCAAAUAAUUUCCAGAAUUUGUCUGGAUUAAAUUUAAAUCUAAUAUAUUUUGGAAUUUGUUGUGUUAAAAUUUAGAUCUAAUAUAUUCUGGAAUUCUUCAGGCUUAAAAUUAAAUGUUAAUAUAUUUUGGAACUCGACCGGUUCAGAUAUGUAAUACUAGAGUCUAUAUUCAGGUUAGUUCUGUUAGUUAAAUAUAAAUUAAGACUUGGAGAACAAGACAAUAAUUAUGUAAGUUUAAAUUAGCCUUGAAUGUCAAUCUACCAUUUGUUAGUAUCAAUAUCCUUUUAGACAUAAUUUUUUUUAUGACCUUUUUUAGAUCUUUUGUCUCAAUAAUCUCGUUAAAACAUUUAUUUGAUACUCAUUGACAGUAGACUUGAUUAUCAAGUACUAUAUACAGAAUAACGAUGUAGACAGUUACUAUAUGUUUUUAGAGUUAUGGAAUUUUAGAUAUGUUUAAUGAUUUUAACAAUUCAUGUAUAACCAUUUUGUAGAUUUUGUAGUGAAGAAACAUUGUCAUAUUAAUUUUUUUUUACAUAUCAGGGGCCUUAGGCCACAUAUCGAACUUCAUUAGUCCUUCAAUCUGAUUGAAACACAAAUCCUAUUUCAUUUCGUUUUUUUAUAGUUCAAAAUUUCGUUUUAAUUGUCUUUACUACACUAGGAUCUGGAAGAGUUGUUAUCUUACAGGCGUUUUGGGUAAAGUGAGGGAUAAGCCAAUGAAACUGUCUGUAACGGCAAUUUCUUGGCGUGCCAUUCACGGAACUGUGGGUAAACCACUAGAAACGUCAACGCUGAUUGAUUAAUCAAUGUCUGACAUCAUAGGGUCAAAAGCUGCUCGUAUGACCACUGACACGACCUUCGAGUGCAACUUAUUAGAUCUUCAUGUAGUGUAGACCAUGAUAAGUAUAAAAAACGAAACGAAAUAUAAUCUGUAUUUUGUUCAGAUUGUUAGUCCUUUUAUAGUCGUCUUUGAAUUGAUAGAAUUAAUAUUAACCCAUUAUAUCCUGGAUACCCUUUUCCAUGUCAUCUCACGUGACCAGGAGUAGGGUCGCCUGUCCAACCUCGUGGGUUUUCUCUGGGUCCUCCCACUGCUAAAGACCCUUACGCGCAAGCGAAUUAUUGAAAUAAAAAUUAAACCAUAUGUUAGUCCCGAAAUGACCUAGUUUGUGUCGAGUGGACGUUAAACCCCAUUUCUCUCUCUCUCCAUGUCAUCUGUGCAGCAUAGGAAUAAAAUGGGGUUUAAUAUCCGACUGUUCUGCUCGGAUUGUUGCAUCAUAGGAACCCAUAUGUUCAUGUGACACCAACUUCAGUAUUAACACUAUGGUGUCUGAUUUAUAGCGUGCUCAAGUGUGUAUUUAAAGAACAAAUUUUGGGGGCUUCAAAGGGUUAACACUACUUUUUAAAAGUUGUUCAUGUGACACCAACUUCAAUAUUAACACUACAGUGUCUUAUUUAUAGCGUGCUCAAGUGUGUAUUUAAAGAACAAAUUUUAGGGGCUUCAAAGGGUUAACAGUACUUUUUUAAAGUUUUUAAAGAUUUUAGAAAAUUACGACCCUGAUUGUAAUAUUGUAUAGGUUAUAUAAUUGUUCCUGUUUAUUUUGUUCCCGUUUAUUUUGUUCCUGUCUAUUUGUAUUGUUCCGUCCAUUUAUAUUGUAACCUUUAUUUAUUAUACAUCCAUAUCAUUAGCUGUGAUAUCUCAUUUAUUUAAACAAAUAAAUAUUUUAU
This is a messenger RNA of Patella vulgata (common limpet), 4079 nucleotides long. RefSeq names its product EF-hand calcium-binding domain-containing protein 7. Gene Ontology annotation, molecular function: calcium ion binding. The transcript is spliced from 19 exons. Bases 143 to 2086 code for a protein of 647 amino acids. The record is from RefSeq and is a predicted model, not a curated record. Lineage: Eukaryota; Metazoa; Mollusca; Gastropoda; Patellidae.